Messenger RNA from Cuscuta campestris, 1243 nucleotides. NCBI's taxonomy places the organism in Eukaryota, Viridiplantae, Streptophyta, Magnoliopsida, Solanales, Convolvulaceae. The record is from the annotation of a GenBank genome assembly.
UUUAAACUUAAGAAAAAAUGACAUAGUCCUAAAAAUUGAUAGAAAAAUAUUUUUAUUAAAUUUAUUUUUAAAUAAUAUUCUUUUUUUAAAUUCACAAUUAAUGUACCGAGUAAUAUAUAUGAGGACAAAUAGGAAGGAGGAAGUAUUAAGGCACAGUAACAAAUUAACAAAUUUGAGACGAAUAUUACUCCGUAAUGGUUAAUGGUUAUCCACUAGAGAUGAUUUCUAGACCCGUUUCAAAACUCGGGUCAAUCUUCUCCCGAUUUGGGCGAUUCCCCACCACCCGAAGCGCCUCGACCAAACCCCGGAAUUCACAGUUCCAACCUCUCGCCCGUUACACCGGACCGACGCCCUCCCCGACCGUCGUACGCGGCAGAGCAAAGUUUUCAACGAUGGCAAGCGGCCGAGACGACGAUGCAAAAGUUGUUCAGUUCCAGCUGAAGUCUUCCACUCUGCUGAAGAUUCGUAUUGGUGACAUCACUAAGUGGUCCGUUGAUGGAUCUUCCGACGCCAUUGUAAAUCCUGCUAAUGAGCAAAUGCUUGGGGGUUAUGGUGCUGAUGGAGCCAUACAUAAAGCUGCUGGUCCUGAACUGAGAGAAGCAUGCUUUAAAGUCCCACAAGUUAGUCCUACUAUUCGAUGUCCCACUGGGGAAGCAAGAAUUACACCAGGAUUUAGAUUGCCAGCCUCUCAUGUGAUUCAUACUGUUGGACCUAUUUAUUAUAAACACCCUGAUCCUAAAACCGCACUGGAAAGUUCAUAUAGGAACUGCUUGCGGGUUGCUAAAGAAAACGGCAUCCAGUAUAUCGCCUUUACUGCCAUAUCAUGUGGUGUCUAUGGGUAUCCAUUUGAUGAGGCUGCAAAUGUGGCCAUAUCUACAGUUAAAGCACACUGUGAUGAUCUCAGAGAGAUUCAUUUUGUUCUCUUCGCGGAUGACAUUUAUGAUGCUUGGCUCAAGGCAGCAGAUGAGCUUCUGCAUGAAGAAGAGAUGAGAAGAUAGAUUUCUGCUCCAAUUGACAUUUGUUAUAAGAGUGGGGAUUUGAAAGAUCUUUUGUUGGCCCCUUCUUUGCUAGUUCCUUCUCUGCACGCUUCUCUUUCCAGUAUUUAAUCAUAUCUUUCAGUGCCUUCAACUUCUCUGCACUUCUCAUCCCAAGCCCAAGCCUCUUUUCCUCUUUCGAGUGUAUAUAUUUUGAUACUCUGAAUAUUGUCAUUUCAUGAUGAUAGUUCUAAGGUUAUAAGUAAUUU